AUGAGGUCUAAAACCAGUAGUACAGCGGCGAUAGUACAAUUUUAUGAAGAAGACGUAUUUGCACCGACAGACAUCAAGAAAUCGUACGUGGACGUGUUCAACCCCAGCGGCGCGGCGACUCGGGCGCUGCCGCCCGCCGCCGAGGUGCUGGGACCUGCGCCCGCGCCGCAUGACGCACCCAGCUACUUCGUGCCCGCGCCCGCGCCCGCUCCCGCGCAGAGCGGCUUCUACGAUCCAACACAAAUGGCGACCGGCGACGAUGACCAAUACCGCAGUGGCAUAUAA
Parnassius apollo (apollo) is the source of this 285-nucleotide messenger RNA. The record is from the annotation of a GenBank genome assembly. Lineage: Eukaryota; Metazoa; Arthropoda; Insecta; Lepidoptera; Papilionidae.